AAGCAAAAACAAAACGAGAAAGACGGAUGACAGCAGCGACAAUUUAAUACUUGGGAGAGAAAAAGAAAUGAGGACGAGAAAAAUCCCUGAAGAAGGGGGAAAACAAGUGAGUGACGAAAAGGAAGCACGAAAGUGAUACAUCCCUUCGUCCAGUUGGAGGCACACACCCAGUCCUUCUCUGUCAUCUGCAGAAGAUGACGGCGGACCACAACCAGCGCGCGUGCAGCAACAGCAGGUUGAACGUGUCUGACCAGGGAUUGAGAGCGUCCCACCGCAAGCUCACUUUCAUCCAACCCACCGGGUGGUCAUUAUCGCAUUCAGGGCCUGCAGAAGCACCGGGCGGAUCAGACGACUCACUGAUGGCCGACCGGGGUGGUGUAUACCGGAGUCACAUGACCGAACGAAGCUGCGGUUAUCCAGCGCAAUCCUGCAGGAUAGCUGGUCGAGGAGGAGGAGGAUUGGCAGGGAGAGAGCGAAGGAGGGGGUGGGUAAUGAUGCGACAGCAAGAGUCAAAUACGUGCAGACGCCCAGCUGCAAGGAAACCCCGCCGGGAAACAAUCGCGAGUCAUAGCGGCCUGUCGUUGCAAGCUUCAUCGUCCCUGCGGCAUGACUACGUCGCGGACGAUUCAAAUAGACCAGGGGGGGUUGGAAUUGACGUGGGUGGGAAGAGAGGAGAGAACAUGAAUGGUUGGCGGUUGCUGUCAAGAUGCAGAAUUGAAGAAAAGAAGUGGAUCUUCGAGAUGGGAGAUUGGCCAACAAUGGCAGUGGCCGUUCGGUUCGACUAGCAGAAGUAGUAGGUUCAUCGCGUGGGAUGUCAAAUUGCUCGAAUCUUUUUGCAGCAGUUGGCAAAGGAGGGAGGGAGAGUAAAGAGGGAGGGGAGGGGGGGGGGGAAAGGAAAGGAUCA
Molecule: messenger RNA, 904 nt
Organism: Aspergillus saccharolyticus JOP 1030-1
Lineage: Eukaryota; Fungi; Ascomycota; Eurotiomycetes; Eurotiales; Aspergillaceae
Exons: 1
Coding region: 195-785 (196 amino acids)
Source: RefSeq, a predicted model, not a curated record